This is a messenger RNA of Etheostoma cragini (Arkansas darter), 3947 nucleotides long. It is a transcript of the gene arfgap3, whose product is annotated as ADP-ribosylation factor GTPase activating protein 3. Lineage: Eukaryota; Metazoa; Chordata; Actinopteri; Perciformes; Percidae. The record is from RefSeq and is a predicted model, not a curated record. Gene Ontology annotation, biological process: COPI coating of Golgi vesicle. The transcript has 16 exons. Bases 136 to 1731 code for a protein of 531 amino acids. Gene Ontology annotation, molecular function: GTPase activator activity.
UUUUUAUCCAAUCAGAGCCCGAGCAUGAUGUUCCCCUAUUGACGUGUCGUAUUCGGUUAUUAUUGAGGAAAACACAGGGCUGUUUUUCAUGCUACUCCCCUGUCUAACCACCAGUUAUCACCAACAGAUAGAACAAUGUCAGAGCCCAGCAAGCAGGACAUUUCCACUAUUUUUAAGCGACUUCGCGCCAUCCCUACGAAUAAGAUUUGCUUUGACUGCUCAGCUAAAAACCCCAGUUGGGCCAGCAUCACCUACGGUGUAUUCCUGUGUAUAGAUUGCUCUGGGACACACAGGUCUCUUGGGGUGCAUCUGUCCUUCAUCAGGUCCACUGAGCUGGAUUUCAAUUGGUCUUGGUUUCAGCUAAGAUGUAUGCAAGUGGGAGGCAAUGCCAGUGCGAUGUCCUUUUUCAGUCAACAUGGGUGCACAACCAGUGCUGCCAAUACCAAGUACAACAGCCGGGCUGCUCAGCUGUACAGGGAGAAGAUAAAGGCUUCAGCCACACAAGCCACCAGAUCCCAUGGCACUGAGUUGUGGCUUGACAGUCAGGCUCCUCUCUCCCCAACAUCACCAGACGACAAGCAAGUGGAUUUCUUCAGCCUUCAUAUACAGGCUCUCCCUGAAAAUGUGAACACGGCCAACACGGUUCAAAUGUGUCUCAGCUCCUCCACAUCAGAGAAGCCUUUGACCAGAGGAAAAGAGGCAGAUGGUGAUCUAGAUGAGGGCCCUAGUGUGGAGAUGCUGAGUGUUUCUACAGAAUCAAAUCUAGAGCCUUCAUCUCUCCUUAAGAAGAAGCCAACUGCCACCAAGAAAACAUUGGCCUCUAAGAAAGGGGGUCUGGGCGCUCAGAAGGUUAGCAGCAAGAGUUUCUCAGACCUGGAGAAGAAGGCUCAAGCUGCCGACAAGCUCAGAGAGAAAGAAGAGAGCACUGGUGCUUCCAAGAAUAGCAACCAACCUGAGGAAUCUAUCUCUCCAUCCCUGCGACUGGCCUGUAAAGAUUUUGAGCAGCAGAGGAAAAUGGAGGAGAAGAAGUUGAAGGGAUUAGAGGGGAAUAAGAAAGAGCAAGCUGAGAGACUGGGCAUGGGUCUGGGCAUGAGGAGUGGAGUGUCUCACUCUGUGACAUCGGACAUGCACAUGAUCCAGCAGGAGAGUCCACUGGGGACAAAGACCACAAAAGCACGACGGUUCACAGAGGAUAUUGAUGAUGAAGGGUCCUUUGGCUCUAGGAUCUUGUCCCGGUUUGAUGAUCAAACGGAAACGUCAGAUAGUUUCUCCUCGCUGUGGGAUGAUAGAGGUGAAGGAGGCUGGCUCAAGGAGAGCAAGAAACCAGAGCCGGACUUCUUCUUGACCUCCACUUUAUCAUCACUGAAUGACAGGCCCACAGCCAGAAGAAAACCAGAAGCAGUGCCAGUGUCGGACACAGGAGAAGCUCAGAAAAAGUUUGGAGGUGACGUGAAAGCCAUCUCUUCUGACAUGUACUUUGGAAAACAAGAUAACUCUGAGUAUGAGGCCAAAACACGACUGGAAAGAUAUUCUGGGAGUGCCUCUAUAAGUUCAGCAGACCUCUUCGAUGAUCCAAAGAAACAGACUGUGAGUUCCUACCGCCUGACCAACGUGCUGCCCAGUGCUCCUGACAUGUCACAGCUCAAACUGGGCGUGCGCUCAGUGGCAGGAAAACUAUCCGUCAUGGCCAGCGGCGUAGUUAGCUCAAUUCAGGAUCACUACAGCUCCUGAGUCAUGGUUUGUGGCUUCUGUUAGAUUCGGUGCCCUCAUGUUGCCCUCUGUUUAACAAAGCUAAGUUUCCCAAUGAGUGGUGGUCACUUAUCCUUGGAGGAAAAGAGUAUAAUUGAUUUAGUCAUUGCUUAUUUUGCUUGGGGGUCUUGGCAUUUAAAUAUUUAAAAACAAUUAUAUGUAGCAGAGGGUUUGGGGUGUUUUGAAGAAUAGAUUUGAUUUCUUUAGUUGACGAGGUAAAAAAAUAAAUAAACAACACCCUGAGGAGGGGAGAAUACUCAGUUGUAUGUUUUUAAUUGGUUAACAGACUUUCGCAUAUCACAUGCACUCUGUAUUGGGCUUUUUUGCACAUUCUCACAGGCUUAAAAGUGUCCUUUUUGUCCCCAAAGUGCACUUAUUCUUGCUCUUUCAAAGACAGGACCAAAACCUGAUAACGAGGCCUUGGGGGACCAGAUAUAUAUAAAUAUAUAUGUUUUUUAAUCACACAUACUAUCAGUUAUGUAAAUUGAAUUAGCCUCGUUAACACAUUAGCUACAUUAUGUUGUGUUUAGUUAUGGUUUUCUUUGUUUUUGCAGGCCAUGCAUCUGUCAGUAUAAAAGGACAAGAUGGCAUGAAAUCUAAGCAGCUAUUAAAAAUGAAGUUUAAAGAAUAUGCUCAUUCCUUCUUGCCAGGAGUACGGUGAGAAGAUUGAUACCACUCUCAUAUGUGUCAGUUUAAUACAAAGCAGUAGCCGGAGCCGGAUAACAUAGCUUAGCAUACACACUGGAAACAGAAGCAAACCGCUCGCCUGGCUCUGUCUGUAGGCAACAGUCUGCUUAGCAACCAGCACAAUGAAGCGUUUGGAACCUUUGGACAGAGCCGGUUAGCUGCUUCCAGUCUUUAUGCUAAGCUAGCCAGUUAGUCAUUUAGCGAUCUACCUAAUAGCGUUAGAAUAACCCUGCUUGAUAUAGGUCAGUUGCACUGUUUGUUUUUUUCUCAAUUAUGUUGCUUGGAAUCAGACACUCUAAGAUAUUGAGAUUGAUAACAUUGUUAGCAGUAGAUUCAUAUUUUGAGGGGAGCCUUUUGAUGAUGUUUUGGUAUUAAUUUGUAGCUGCUUUUUGUUAGUGUUUUUGUACGUCCGCUAUGACAUUGCCCUUUGGUAUUACAUUCAAAAUAACCACACUAGAAGGCUAGAAUUAUCUGAUGCGGACCUCUUUGUAGCUUUCAGUACCCAUUGUACAGCAACACAUGUCCACUUAAAAUAUGAAUGAAACAACCCCUUUUUAAAGGCCUCAUUUUGUUUUUCUGUAACAUACUGCAAAUGUCAUAAUAAAUAAAUUGCACUACAUGUGGUGCUAUAAUAUAAUUUAUUUUAAUUUUGGGGGAUUUGGCAUUUAAAAGCAAUAGAAAAACAGGUUGAUAUCUGGCUCCGGGGUGGAAUAACUGCUGCUUGUGCUUUAGCAUUAAGGUAAAGUUUGCUGUGAUGCUUCAAAUUCUAUUUCAGAUAUCUAAUUAUGCAGAGUUAACAGACGGGAGUUUUUUAAGCCCUGAUUUUGGAACUGGAUGCUUAUAUUACAGAGCAAUUACUGUACUGCUUCUCAGGCGUUUGAGUUGUUGAGAGUGGCUGAGUUGAGUUGUAAAGAUAAGAAACACUAAAAGUGAAAGUUGUAGACCCUGAAAUGACCAAAUAUUUGUUUACUCCAUCACUUUAUGCCUUACUCUAAAGAUCUCUGAUUAAAGCGCCCUCAUAUUGCAAUAUUGUGCAGUCAUCUGGUUAUUUUUUGCACAUUAUUUUGUUAGAAAUUGCAUGUGGCAGCUUUUGCUUCAUGUACUGUGUUGCAAUUCAACAUUUUCCUCUAAGCUGGCAUUGCUUCCCUGUUGGACUUUAAUUUAGUUGAUCUUUGUAAGAUUGUUUGUGUCUUCGUCUGUCAAAUAUUGUUAAGUUACCUAAAAGAAUAGUAGCUUGUGUAAUUUGCAUGGCCCUUGUAGUUAAUAGGACACGCUGACACAUCCUCGAUACCAGAUAGCACACUGCUGUUGGGAGCCAGUAAAUAAUAAUGGAACAACAGAAUUGAUUGAUAAAAGCUAUACUAUAGUACUGCUACAUACAAUGUUGUAUAGGGCUUUGAAUUACCCUUUAUAAAGCCCAACUGAUAAUCAAGUUUUGACAUAUUUUGACACUCAAAAUGGAAGUAAGUUUUUUGGAAACAUGCCAAAUAAAUGGCUCGUGCCGAAGCUCU